Trichomycterus rosablanca is the source of this 2970-nucleotide messenger RNA. RefSeq names its product gamma-glutamyl carboxylase (gene ggcx). Gene Ontology annotation, biological process: peptidyl-glutamic acid carboxylation. Gene Ontology annotation, molecular function: vitamin binding; gamma-glutamyl carboxylase activity. Bases 87 to 2399 code for a protein of 770 amino acids. Lineage: Eukaryota; Metazoa; Chordata; Actinopteri; Siluriformes; Trichomycteridae. The record is from RefSeq and is a predicted model, not a curated record. The transcript has 15 exons.
UGUGACACGUAAUCCAGCUGUUUGCGGGUCCGCUGCGCCUCCAUGUGCGUCCGAUCAUCUGCGGUGAUUUAAUACGUGCAGCGUGGAUGAAUGAGAUGGAAACCAUGGCAACGGAUUUAGCCGCAGGAACUUCAUCAUCUGAUCGUCCCAAAGGAAAAAGUGGUGAUGAGAAGGGAAAAGCGAGGACACUCACUCAGCCCAGGAGCAGAAUGGCAUGUCUGUUUGGUUUCGAGAAGGAGGAUCUGACUUCCUGGCACCGGUUCGUGUGUCUUCUGAACCGGCCGACUGACCCAGCGUCGCUUGGCAUCUUCCGCUGCCUCUUUGGUCUGCUCAUGGCGUUAGACAUCACACAGGAGCGAGGACUCAGUCACCUGGACCAUAAAUACCUGGACGGGGCGCCGGUGUGCCGCUUCCCCCUCUUCAAUUUCCUGGAGCCGCUGCCCAUGGACUGGAUGUACCUCGUCUACCUGCUCAUGUUCCUCGGUGCUGUUGGCAUCAUGCUCGGCUGUUUCCACCGUCUCUCCUGUCUGACGUUCAUCGCCACCUACUGGUACGUUUUCUUCCUGGACAAAACGACCUGGAACAACCACUCGUACCUGUACGGCCUGAUCGGCUUCCAGCUCACGCUCAUGGACGCCAACAGAUACUGGUCCCUGGACGGACUGCGUGACCCUAAGAAGAGGAACAAACACGUACCGCUGUGGAACUACACCCUGCUCCGGACUCAGAUCUUCAUCGUGUACUUCAUCGCUGGAGUGAAGAAGCUGGAUGCUGAUUGGGUGGAGGGCUAUUCCAUGAAAUAUCUGGCUCAUCAUUGGCUGUUCGAUCCUUUCAAGGUGAUCCUGCCGGUGGAGCUGGUCAGUCUGAUGGUGGUACACGGCGGGGGUCUCAUCCUGGACCUCACCGCCGGUUACCUGCUGUUUUUCGACGCCACGCGUCCGGUCGCCAUCUUCUUCAUCAGUUACUUUCACUGCAUGAACUCGCAGCUCUUCAGUAUCGGAAUGUUUUCCUACACCAUGCUGUCCACGAGCCCGCUGUUCUGCUACGCCGACUGGCCCAGACGACUCUUCGGCCGUUUCCCAGAGUUCCUGCAGCCUGUCCUGCCCCUGAUCUCGCCCCCGCCUGAGCCCAGCCCCUCCUGUGUGUACCCCGGACCAGCGGGCGGCUCGGACCGGCAGCCGGAGAAGCGCGGCGUAUCUAAACCCUCCACCAUGCGCUUCAGACACAAGCUGGCCGCCGUCUUCACCGUCAUCUACAUCGCAGAGCAGCUCUUCCUGCCGUACUCGCACUUCAUUACCAAGGGCUACAACAACUGGACUAACGGACUGUACGGUUACUCGUGGGACAUGAUGGUUCACUCGCGAUCCCAUCAGCACGUGAAGAUCACCUAUAAAGACGGAGUGACCGGAGAAAUCGGCUACCUCAAUCCUGGGGUUUUCACUCAGAGCCGGAGGUGGAAGGAUCACGGAGACAUGCUGAAGCAGUACGCCACCUGCCUGAGCCGAAAUCUGCCCCGCUACAACAUCAGCGAGCCCCAGAUCUACUUCGACAUCUGGGUGUCUAUAAACGAUCGCUUCCAGCAGCGGAUAUUCGACCCCCGCGUGGACCUGGUGAAGGCCGACUGGUCUCCGUUCCGGACCAACCCCUGGCUCAUGCCUCUGCUGGUCGACCUGUCGCCGUGGAGGAAGAAGUUCGAGGAGAUCGAGGGGACGCUGGACAAUCAGACCGAGCUGGUCUUCAUAGCCGACUUCCCAGGUUUGAACCUGGAGAACUUUGUGAGCGAGGAUCUGGGGAACACCAGCGUCCAGGUCCUGCAGGGCAGCGUGAAGGUGGAGGUCGUGGACGAGGAGAAGAACUACACACUCGGUCCAGGAGAGAAGAUGCAGCUUCCGGCCGGGGCGUAUCAUAAAGUAUACACGGUGACGGACACGCCCUCCUGCUACAUGUACGUGUACGUGAACACCACCGAGGCGGCGCUGCAGAGGAACUUCACCAAACUGCUGGAGCUUCAGGAGAGAGUCCGCAACGGCACAGAGACCGAGCCUCUUCCUCCAGAGCUGCAGCCUCUUCUCACCGGCGCAGAGGAGGAGAAUUCGGAGGUUAACGCCACCGACCCGGUGCUGCGACUCUUCCUGAAGCGUCAGAAGCGCAUGGAGGAGAAAAAGAAGAGGCGAGAGGCGCCGGUGCUCGAGAGGUUCGAUCGGUUCCUCACAAAGAAGUACUACAUGAUCCGACGAGGGUUUUUGAUGACGGCCAUCGCCAUGAGGAACCUGGCGUUCGGUCUGCCACCGCUGGAGCAGCUCAGGAGGGAGGUGGAAUACGCCAACAUGAGGGCGCCCGAGACGGACCCCCGGCAAAUGGAACAGCUCAAAGACGAGGCGGGGCACGCCGAGCUGUGAUCACGCCGACCGGAGCAUUCGGAACAUUCCUGACGGAUUUGUGACUGUUUUAGGAUGCGAUUCGUUUGAUCAGUAUUCACAGCAACACUAAAUUCAGUUCCAGUCUUUUAAUAUUUAAUGAAGAGUCAGAAAUAGGUUUUGUUUACGUUAUAAAUGAUAAUUAACAUGUCGCCUGGGUGCAAUGCUGGAAAAUCUGAGACCGGGCCGCCUCCUGACACGGCCGAUCGUCUGCGUAGACGCCCGGUGGGCUGAUAGCACCCCUGAGAUUAUAAAUCAUCCAGACGUUUGACCGCAUGGAUUCCGAUUUAAAGCUUUAAUUCUGACACUGUUACACACGAUGCGAACCUUAAACUCUGAGGUCGUUCCUGUAAAGCCUGAUCUCCUGUGCUGCUGUUUUGUAUCUUUAUUCCACGAGUUUUUUACAUUAUUGAGGUUGAACUGGGCCGCUGAAGGAAGAAAAUCCCUUUUAAUAAUUUACAUGAGAAGAUGGAAUGAUGUGAAUAAGAAAUGGCUGAUUUGUUUGUAUGGUAAUUUUUUUUAAAUAAUUAAAAAUAAAGAAGCUUUGCAUUGA